UUAAUGUCGUAACCCUUAUUGAAAAUGUGGAUUAAAAGGCUGAGAUGUUGAACACAAACAUGUCAUGUUUCUGCUUCAGUUUGACAUUUUUCUGAGGUAAAAGCUCAACAGUCUAAAGAAGCCUGAACUCACACUGAAUGGUUCAAAGCCUGCUGACAGGUGAGAGUGAUUAGGUCUAAUUAAGCAAAGCUGUUUGAAUUUCUGCUCAUUAAAACACCAGACUCACUCUCUCACAGGCUCUGUUCAAUCUUCACAGAGAGCUCUGGUGUAUUUUAUCAGCUGAUUUCUGUUCAAGAGUAACAUCCUGACGAAAACUGAGCAUCAAUUGAAAUGAAGGCCCCUGUAGGAGCAACACGUAGGACUCAUUCACAAACCAAGAAGAGGACAAGAGCUCACUCCACGAUGAUCUACAGAGCUCAUAAAGAGGUUUGAAAUUCUCUUGUUUUCAUUGACUAAUUUAAAUAAUAAAGCACACUUAAAACCUUCUCCACAUUGCUUCAAAUAAGAACCAAGAGACACAGUUUUCUGACCUUCCUUGACCUUCCUCUUCCUCUUCUCCUGCAGGUCAGUCAUGGUGGAAUGAGGAAUCUGGAUUUCCUGGACAGCCGACUCAGAUUUCCCAAACCGGUCCUGCUCAGACUAGUGAGCUCAGAGGCCUCAAGACUGUCAAAAACCAACAGGGUGGGAGUGAUCACUGUGCAGGAGAUCAACGCUGCUGUCAGACAUGUACAACAGAGGAUUCACACCAGAGCGGCUGCAUAAAGAACAGGAUAAUAAUUGUAUUUUAUCACCUUUAUCAUUAUUAAAAAGUCUUAUACAUUUUUUAAA
Molecule: messenger RNA, 828 nt
Organism: Xyrichtys novacula (pearly razorfish)
Lineage: Eukaryota; Metazoa; Chordata; Actinopteri; Labriformes; Labridae
Source: the annotation of a GenBank genome assembly